Molecule: messenger RNA, 1035 nt
Organism: Symbiodinium sp. CCMP2592
Lineage: Eukaryota; Dinophyceae; Suessiales; Symbiodiniaceae
Source: the annotation of a GenBank genome assembly
AUGAAGGGGCACCGGCUCCUCACCAUCGCGGCACCUGCGGCAGGGAUGUUGGUCGGCGGCAGACGAGAGCAGCAACAAACUCCUGGUUACUCUCGUGUCCAUUGCUGGGGCUGGAACACCGGCGUUGGUGAAAGCAUGUCCCCAACAGCUUUAUGGCAAGACUUUGGCGUCAAGCGCGCUCACUACUCACGAGCCGCGCAGAAGCUGGUGCUGACGGGGAGCCCCUCAGCCCUUCGUCCUGGAACAGCGGAUGACUUGCAGCGGGUCCGAAACAUGAAAGGCGAAGUCAUCACGGAGGCAGAGAAUCCCGGGUUGCGGGUGGAAGCCAAUUUCCUGGAUGAGGCAGAAGAAGAAGCUUUGGCUCGAGAGCUUCGAGCUGUCGUGGAAGAGCAUGGGUUCUGCUUUGAAGAGGAGAAGAUAUCGGUUUCGAUGGUGGAUGCUGCCGGGCUGCAAGAAGACUAUGGGAAGAAUCGCUCUCGAAGGGUCACUGGCCGGCCUGAAUCGCGCGGUGCUCAGAAGGGAAUCGUAGCGCCCUGGGGUUACGGUCCAGAUCUGGAUGUGAAGAAGCUGCCUCCAAUGAUCGGCAAGCUUGUGAAGCGCCUGCAAGAAGAGAGAGGCUACAAGCUCGGGCCCUUGCGAGACUGCACCAUCAACCAUCGAACAGACUCUUUCUUCAUGAUCCAUCCGCAUGUAGAUCCCGUUGCUGACGGCCCCCAUGUCUUCUUGCUUGGCAUUCUUAGCGGCGCCGUGCUGACCUUUACGCCGUCGGAUGCCCAGCCGCGGACCGGCUUGGAAGCCGAAUCGAAAUCAUGGACAGACCAGGACUUGGACCUGCUAAUUCGGCGCCGCAGCCUUGUGGUGUUUUCGGGGGCAGCACGCUAUGAUUGGAAGCAUGGGAUUCGCGCUGGCUUUCAGCUUCAAUCGCCAGAGCUCGAGGGCAAGACGAUCUGCGACUUCUGGGGUUCCAUGCAGUACAUCUUGCCACGACGCCCGGAGCGAUUCUCUGUGGUGCUCGCUUUUGCAGAUCCUGUGUAG